Molecule: messenger RNA, 1677 nt
Organism: Cicer arietinum (chickpea)
Lineage: Eukaryota; Viridiplantae; Streptophyta; Magnoliopsida; Fabales; Fabaceae
Product: acetyl-CoA acetyltransferase 2
Biological process (GO): fatty acid beta-oxidation
Cellular component (GO): mitochondrion
Molecular function (GO): acetyl-CoA C-acetyltransferase activity
Source: RefSeq, a predicted model, not a curated record
GUCCCACAUGGCACUAUUUAAACACUCAAAUCACAACAUGCUUCUUCACUCUUCACCUUUCUUCCCUCUCUUCUUCUUCUUCUUCUUCUUUCCCUCUUCAACAACAACAACAACACACCUUAAGAUUCAAUUUUCAUCCAUCAAUGGCACCAGCAGCAGCAGCAUCAGACUCUAUACAGCCUAGAGAUGUUUGCAUUGUGGGUGUUGCACGUACACCAAUGGGUGGGUUUCUUGGUACUCUAUCAUCUGUACCUGCCACCAAGCUAGGUUCUAUAGCUAUUGAAGCUGCUCUUAAAAGGGCCAAUGUUGAUCCAUCACUUGUUGAGGAAGUAUACUUUGGGAAUGUCCUUAGUGCUAAUUUGGGGCAAGCACCCGCUAGACAAGCUGCUCUUGGAGCAGGACUAUCCAAAUCAGUAGCUUGCACUACUAUUAACAAAGUUUGUGCAUCAGGAAUGAAAGCUACAAUGCUUGCUGCACAGAGUAUUCAAUUAGGCAUCAAUGAUGUUGUUGUGGCUGGCGGUAUGGAAAACAUGUCUAGUGUACCUAAAUACCUGGCAGAAGCAAGGAAAGGAUCCCGCCUUGGACACGAUUCACUAGUUGAUGGGAUGUUGAAAGAUGGUUUGUGGGAUGUUUAUAAGGAUGUUGGUAUGGGAGUGUGCGCUGAACUGUGUGCAGAUAACCACUCAAUAACAAGAGAAGAUCAGGAUAACUAUGCAGUCCAGAGUUUUGAACGUGGAAUUUCUGCCCAAGAAAGUGGCUCCUUUGCAUGGGAAAUUACUCCGGUUGAAGUGUCUGGUGGAAGGGGAAGACCAUCAACUAUUGUUGAUAAGGAUGAAGGCCUAGGAAAGUUUGAUGCUGCCAAAUUAAGGAAACUCCGACCAAGCUUCAAGGAGAGUGGAGGUUCUGUCACUGCUGGCAAUGCUUCAAGCAUAAGUGAUGGUGCUGCUGCAUUAGUUUUGGUGAGUGGAGAGAAAGCAUUGAAGCUUGGGCUUCAGGUCAUUGCAAAAAUCACUGGAUAUGCGGAUGCUGCUCAGGAACCUGAGUUAUUUACAACAGCUCCUGCCAUUGCCAUUCCCAAAGCUAUCGCCAAUGCAGGGUUGGAGAGUUCAAAAAUUGAUUUUUAUGAAAUCAAUGAAGCCUUCGCGGUGGUGGCUCUUGCAAAUCAGAAACUUCUUGGACUAAAUCCGGAAAAAGUAAAUGUACAUGGUGGAGCUGUUUCAUUGGGUCAUCCUCUUGGUUGCAGUGGUGCUCGUAUCCUCGUGACACUUUUGGGGGUACUGAGGCAGAAAAAUGGUAAAUACGGUGUCGGUGGCGUAUGCAAUGGAGGAGGUGGUGCAUCUGCCCUUGUUGUGGAGCUCGUAUAAUUGCAAAUGCAAGUUUCAAACCUUAUUACACAGGCAAAAGAGUAGACAGCAAUUUGGCUAUAUGAUUAGUAGAUUUUAAGUCUUAGUUCUUGCUGAAGUGGAAAUUUCUUAGGAUCAGAGUACCCAUUAUUUAGAUUUUCGUUUUCUCUGUAAUAAGUUGCUGAUGUAACUUGAUUCGGGAUGAUUUGUUCUUCAAACUUCUUAUUCUGAACACAAGAUUACAUAGAUUCGUGUGUUUUGCAAGAAUAUGUUUAAAACUGAAUUGACACAAAAAGAUGGAAUAAGCAAGCUGUGGUUGGUCUUAUGAGCUCAA